AUGGGUAGCAUGGAGAUGAAAUGCAAACGAAGCGUAGCCUUAGACAAGUGCGGAUUGAACAUUAACCCAAGAGAAGGAUAUUUGUACCUUCGUGCGGGUAGCAGCGUAGCAAGCAUAAUGGCAGAGAAAUUUAACAUUAUCUUUGUCAGAACAAGAAAAUAAAAAGGAUGAGAGCAUGACUGAACAGGGGGAAAGAAUGGAAAUGGAAAUGGAGGUAGAAGCAAAUGUAUAUAAAUAAACACCCCAGUAUCCACGGCAAUAUCACAUCUCAGUCUUCAUUAUGGUAAAACACCAAAACCAAAACCAAAACCAAAACCGAGUAAUCACUUGUGAUCUUUGCGUUCGCAGGAGCAGGGGUAUUACCCCUACAUUGCUAGGCCUGGUCUACAGGCCCGCAAACUUUCAGUGGACGGGACGCCAGGUCGUGAAAAAUAACAACGAGAACCGACAUCAUAUAAAAUGACUGGAUAUUG
Molecule: messenger RNA, 473 nt
Organism: Histoplasma capsulatum G186AR
Lineage: Eukaryota; Fungi; Ascomycota; Eurotiomycetes; Onygenales; Ajellomycetaceae
Exons: 3
Coding region: 1-162 (53 amino acids)
Source: RefSeq, a predicted model, not a curated record